CGGCAAUCGGGGUGUUGUAUCAAAUGAUCCCGUUCGGUACACUCACCGGAAGAAGCGAUGAAGCGACCUCUGUUCUUUCACUUAACAAAUUCAUUUUGGUGGUGGUCAGACGAAUACUGGAGCCAUGUCUCAGAAGACCAAGAGUAAGGGAGAAUCUCAGAAAAAGAAGGCUCAAAGAGCAACAUCCAAUGUAUUUGCAAUGUUUCAACAGAAUCAAAUAGUCGAAUUUAAAGAGGCCUUCCAGCUUAUUGAUUCCAACAAAGAUGGGUUUAUUGAUAAAAACGACUUAAGAGCAACAUUCGAUUCUCUCGGAAGAAUAGUGAAAGAGGAUGAUUUGGAUGGAAUGAUAGCAGAAGCAACAGGACCUAUUAACUUUACCAUGUUCUUAACUAUCUUUGGAGAGCGUGUUUCAGGUUCUGAUCCCGAAGACGUGGUUAAACAAGCAUUUAAAACAUUUGAAACACCCGAAACAGGAAAAGUAUCUGAAAAUAUAUUAAGAAAAGCUUUAACUACUUGGGGAGAAAAAUUAUUAGACGAAGAAGUUGACGAAGUGUUUCGAGAGGCACCGAUUGAUAGAAAUGGAUUAAUUGAUAUCGAUUCGUAUGUCAAAUUAAUUUGUGGUUCGGCUCAAGACGAGGAAGAAGCAGCAUGAAGUCAUUUGUGUCAUUAAUAAA
Molecule: messenger RNA, 674 nt
Organism: Centruroides sculpturatus (bark scorpion)
Lineage: Eukaryota; Metazoa; Arthropoda; Arachnida; Scorpiones; Buthidae
Product: myosin regulatory light chain sqh-like
Exons: 7
Coding region: 125-652 (175 amino acids)
Biological process (GO): post-embryonic development; locomotion
Cellular component (GO): cytoplasm; myosin II complex
Molecular function (GO): calcium ion binding; myosin heavy chain binding
Source: RefSeq, a predicted model, not a curated record